CCCAAUUUAUUGCUCGCUCUUUCCCUUGUAAAGCAACUUGUUUCUUUCCAUUCUCAGUAUAACCUUUUCCUCCUUCCCUUGUCCCGUUCCAUCCCUCAAGCUCGGAUCGAUCGGGUUGGGCGGCGGCAGAGGAAGAAGAGAAGAUGAUGUCCAGAUCGUAUACCAACCUACUCGAUCUGGCGUCCGGGAACUUCUCGGCGCUGAGCCUGGGCGGGGGGCGGGCGCCGCGGCGACUGCCGCGAGUGAUGACGGUGCCGGGCACGCUGGCGGACCUGCAGGAGGAGGAGGAGCGCGCCAACAGCGUGGCGUCGGACGUGCAGUCGUCGCAGGCGCAGGACCGCAUCAUCAUCGUGGCCAACCAAUUACCGGUGCGCGCCCGCCGCCGGCCCGAUGAUCGCGGCUGGACUUUCGCCUGGGACGACGACUCUCUCAUCCUCCAGCUCAAGGAUGGCCUCCCCGAUGAUAUGGAGGUCCUCUACGUCGGUUCCCUACGCGUCGACGUCGAGGCUCACGAACAGGACGACGUCGCCCAGGCGCUGCUCGAGCGGUUCCAGUGCGUCCCCACCUUCCUGCCCCCGGACCUCCACGAGCGAUUCUACCAUGGCUUCUGUAAGAACAACCUCUGGCCCCUGUUCCACUACAUGCUUCCCUUCUCCGCCGAUCAUGGCGGCUCCGGAAGCCGCUUCGACCGCUCCUUGUGGGAGUCGUACGUGCUCGCCAACAAGCUCUUCUCCCAGAAGGUCAUCGAGGUGAUCAACCCGGAGGACGACUACGUCUGGAUCCACGACUAUCAUCUUAUGGCCCUCCCCACCUUCCUCCGCCGCCGCUUCAAUCGCCUCCGCAUGGGCUUCUUCCUCCACACCCCCUUCCCCUCCUCCGAGAUCUACCGUACCCUCCCCGUCCGCGAGGAGAUCCUCAAGGCCCUCCUCAAUUGCGACCUCAUCGGCUUCCACACUUUCGACUACGCCCGACACUUCCUCUCCUGCUGCAGCCGCAUGCUCGGCAUCGAGUACCAAUCCAAGCGGGGAUACAUCGGUCUCGACUACUUCGGCCGCACCGUCGGCAUCAAGAUCAUGCCUGUCGGCGUCCACAUGGGCCAGCUCCGGUCCGUGCUCCGCCUUCCCGAUAAGGAGUGGCGGGUUAACCAGCUCCGCCAGCAGUUCGAGGGCAAGACCGUGCUUCUGGGCGUCGACGAUAUGGACAUCUUCAAGGGUAUCAACCUCAAGCUGCUCGCCUUCGAGCACAUGCUGAAGCUCCACCCAAAGUGGCAGGGCAGUGCGGUCCUCGUCCAGAUCGCCAAUCCCCCGAGGGGCCGAGGAAGGGACCUCAAAGAGAUCCAGGGCGAGAUCGAGGAGAGCUGCGAGCGAAUCAACAAGGCGUUUGGGCACGAGGGGUACAGCCCGGUGGUCUUCAUCGACCGCCCCGUCUCCGUGGUCGAGAGGAUCGCUUACUAUACCAUUGCGGAGUGCGUGGUGGUCACGGCGGUAAGGGAUGGGAUGAACCUCACACCCUACGAGUAUAUCGUGUGCAGGCAGGGAAUCGCCGAUUCUCAAGGUUCCCAAGCUGAUAGCCCGAGGAAUAGCAUGCUGGUGGUCUCAGAAUUCAUCGGCUGCUCGCCCUCGCUCAGCGGAGCCAUUCGGGUCAAUCCAUGGAACAUAGAGACCACAGGGGAGGCCAUGAAUGAGGCCAUCUCUCUUUCAGACGGUGAGAAACAGCUGCGGCAUGAGAAGCACUAUCGUUAUGUCAGCACUCAUGAUGUUGCGUAUUGGUCGAAGAGCUUCAUGCAAGACAUGGAGAGGACGUGCAAGGACCAUUUCAGAAGGAGGUGUUGGGGAAUUGGUUUGGGAUUCGGAUUCAGGGUGGUGGCGCUCGAUCCUAAUUUCAGGAAACUCCAUGUUGAUGGAAUCGUGUCUGCUUAUGUGAAAGCUAAGAGUAGGGCUAUCUUGCUGGAUUAUGACGGGACGUUGGUGCCACCGACAUCCAUGAACAAGAGGCCCAGUGCGGAUGUUAUCAGGAUCAUCAAUACCCUCUGUGCAGAUAAGAAGAAUGUAGUCUUUCUUGUCAGCGGAAGAGGUCGGGAAAGCUUAGAGACGUGGUUUUUGCCUUGUGAGAAGCUCGGAAUUGCAGCAGAACAUGGAUACUUUAUUAGGUGGAGUAGGGACAAAGAAUGGGAAACCCAUUGCCAGAACACUGAUUUUGGAUGGAUGCAGAUUGCUGAGCCAGUCAUGAAACUAUAUACAGAGUCCACUGAUGGAUCUUCGGUUGAAACCAAAGAAAGUGCCUUAGUUUGGCACCAUCAGGACGCAGACCCUGGCUUUGGUUCUGCUCAGGCAAAGGAAAUGCUCGAUCAUCUAGAAAGCGUGCUUGCAAAUGAACCAGUCUCAGUGAAGAGUGGCCAGUUUAUCAUUGAAGUCAAACCUCAGGGAGUCACCAAAGGUUUAGUGGCAGAGAAGAUUCUGUCCUCCAUGGUGGAGAAUGGUAGACAAGCUGAUUUUGUACUGUGCGUUGGCGAUGACAGGUCGGAUGAGGACAUGUUUGAAGACAUUGCUGGUGUAGUGACAAAGAAACUGGUAGCUCCUCACACAUCAAUAUUUGGUUGCACCGUCGGGCAGAAACCAAGUAAGGCGAGGUAUUAUCUGGACGACACAACUGACGUCAUAAACAUGCUCAGAGCACUUGCAGAUGCCUCCGAGCCAUCCUUAUCUUCUCCUGAGGAAAUACUGGAACCUAUGCCAUCCGCUGAGACCAAAAGUGAUUACUCCCAAUGACAGCAUUCUUCUGAUUGGUUUCCUCAUAUUCCAUUGGCACGGUAAAAGUAAAGCUUGAACAGCUCUCUGCUCUGCGAAAGAGAUCUUAUGCAAGCGGACAGCAUAUUAGGUUUGAUCAGACUGCUUGAUAGCGAUCCUCCCGAGCAUGUUCAUACGUCGAUCAGCAAUGAAGUAAGCUGCUGAGCGAUGCCGUCAAAACCUCCAGGGGAAGUUCUGCUGCUGGAUCGAGUGGAAACCAGUCUAGGAAGUGGAUAAUUACUGUUUGUCUCAAUUUUUUUUUGACAUGGAACUCUUGCGGUAGAACAAAAUCCGAUGAUUUGACAUGUUAACCAAGAUGAAUAUCACGGAACACACAGGAUUUAUUUAACUAAAGGGUAAAUUUUCAUUCGAUCUCUUUUAUUUGUACACAUAAAUGGCUUGUCAUUCAUGUUCAAUUGUGGAGGAAGUUUUUUGAUUACAGAAGUUUCACAUC
Molecule: messenger RNA, 3240 nt
Organism: Musa acuminata subsp. malaccensis (wild Malaysian banana)
Lineage: Eukaryota; Viridiplantae; Streptophyta; Magnoliopsida; Zingiberales; Musaceae
Product: probable alpha,alpha-trehalose-phosphate synthase [UDP-forming] 7
Biological process (GO): trehalose biosynthetic process
Cellular component (GO): cytosol
Molecular function (GO): trehalose-phosphatase activity
Source: RefSeq, a predicted model, not a curated record